Xiphias gladius (swordfish) is the source of this 799-nucleotide messenger RNA. Its product is annotated as peroxiredoxin-like 2A. The record is from RefSeq and is a predicted model, not a curated record. Lineage: Eukaryota; Metazoa; Chordata; Actinopteri; Istiophoriformes; Xiphiidae. The transcript is spliced from 5 exons.
GCGAGGAUUAAGCUUGGCUGGAGGUGAAAUGCGCUGUUAGACGCGCCGCAGCCUCAGAGCCGUCGUAGCUCCGGCCGUGUGCACCGGGGAGGAGAAAUGGCAAUGGGGCUCGUAGCCAACGCUGUGGCCGCUGUCGGCGGCCUCGUCACUGGUGUCAUGAAUUUUGUCACCGGUAUGUUUCUCACACCGCCGCUCAAGGCCUCUCUCCAGCAUUUGGAGGAAACUGAACUCAAAACUUUGAAGGGAGAAAUAAAAACCCUGAGAGCCAAGUCUUUGUGGGAGAAGUCUGGAGCUGUCAUCAUGGCAGUGCGGAGGCCUGGAUGAUUUCUGUGCAGAGAGGAGGCCGCAGAGCUGUCCUCUCUGAAACCCCAGCUGGACGAGCUCGGGGUCCCUCUGUACGCCGUGGUGAAGGAGGACGCCGGCAACGAGGUCCAGAACUUCAGACCGUACUUUAAGGGCGAGGUCUUCUUGGAUGAAAAGAGACGCUUUUAUGGCCCCCGAGAGCGGAAGAUGGGUCUCCUGGCGUUCCUUCGCGUUGGGGUGUGGAUGAAUGGCCUGAGGGCCUUUAAGAAGGGCUUCGCGGGGAACGUUUUGGGAGAGGGCUUUGUCCUUGGUGGGGUCUUUGUCAUUGGACGAGGACAGCAGGGAAUACUUCUGGAGCACAGAGAGAUUGAAUUUGGGGAUAAAGUCAACAUUGAAGAUGUCAUCCAAGCUGCCAGAAGAAUACCACAGGAACUUCUGCCAUUACAGAAGAAAUAAUGCUUCGUAUUACCCCUGGUGGAGGGGGAAAAAAAAAAAA